Messenger RNA from Paraglomus brasilianum, 546 nucleotides. NCBI's taxonomy places the organism in Eukaryota, Fungi, Glomeromycota, Glomeromycetes, Paraglomerales, Paraglomeraceae. The record is from the annotation of a GenBank genome assembly.
AUGACUCUUGCUUCCGUAAACGACUUGACUGCACGCUUAGAAAAGAUAGAGCAAAACAUUACGCUAACACUACAAGAAAUAGAUCACAAUUUUUCCACAAGCCAUCAUAUAGUAGCUACGCGAGUGUUACCACAGGUCGAACGCUUUGCACAAUUAUCAAAGGACAUAUGGGAUAACACUAAGUUCUGGUUGAGCUUUUUCGAGUCCUUAGAUUCUUACUCGCCGUCGAACGAUAUAUCGCAAUUGUCGACAAAUAGUGACUUGGGUUUCUCCCAGUUCUUAGAUACUUACUCGGCUGACUUGGGUUUCUCCCCGCCAGUGACUAUGCAAUUCUCUUUGCCGCCUUCAAAGCUGCUGAGGACUCCCGCACCAGAAGCUGCAAGGAUUAUCAUGAGUGAUGUCAUGCAAAUGAUAAGUCCUGUAUCCACUCCAUGUCCAAUGAGUGAUGUCAUGCAAACCAUAAGUCCUGUAUCUACUCCAUGUCCAAUGAGUGAGAACCGAACCUCGUUGACUGCCUAUAGUCAUUUAAGAGAUUAUCGAAUAUAA